Messenger RNA from Linum tenue, 1123 nucleotides. Lineage: Eukaryota; Viridiplantae; Streptophyta; Magnoliopsida; Malpighiales; Linaceae. The record is from the annotation of a GenBank genome assembly.
GGAGUUGAAGCUUCUGGUAACCAGUGGUGGAAAGGGAAAGGAGGAUUUCGCUGUCUCGCCGUGGCGCCAACUACCACCGCCUCCGCCGUCGUUGGCCAGCCGGACCGCCAUUAACAAUUGAAACAGCGGAAGCGAGAAAUUCAAAUUCCAAAGUUGAAACGAAACAGAAGCGAAACAGUGCAAGGUUCGUUCGCUUUCGAAGCUGAUUAUUCGAAUCGAAAUUGGGGAUUUUGGUUGCUGUGGGAAACUGGAGAAAUGGCUGUGAGACAAAGAGCAGUGACCGCUUUACCAAAGCUGAUAGAAAGUCUGCGAAAGGAAUGCCCUAGGUCUUCACCGCUAAUCUCAACGCCUAAUCAAGCUAUGGUGCUGCCGUCUCUCAGGCGGGCAUUCUCUCUUUAUGAUCAGAUCAAUCUCAUUGAUAAUGUCCCAGAAGACCAACUGCGGUUCCAGCGUUAUACGGAUACUGGUUUCACGGUGAAUGGGGUUCAUUAUGAAGGGAGCUUACUUUGCAUUGGCAACUUGCUUAUGUCAUGGACCCCCAAAUCAUUCUCCCAAAUCACUCCAGAGAGUUUAUCCAUCUUCAAGAUUCUACGUCCUGUACCAGAGAUUUUGAUUCUUGGAUGUGGAAAAUACAUUCAGCCUGUAGAUCCUGACCUCAGGCGCUUUGUCCGGUCCACAGGCAUGAAGCUAGAAGCAGUUGAUUCGAGGAAUGCCUCUUCUACAUACAACAUACUGAACGAGGAAGGAAGAAUGGUGGCCCUUGCACUUCUCCCAUACGGAGUUUCUUCGUGAGGCCUUGGCAGCCCCAGUCCUCGUAUUGGAGUGGCCUCCCUUUGUUACGGUUUCCUUGACCGCUUAAGCAAAGGUCAAGUUUUCAAUUCGUAAGCAUGUACAUUGGGCGAAUUCGGGACACUUGCUGUGAGUGAGUAAGGACGAAUGGUGUCUGUUAUGAUGACCAACAAUAGAUGUGAGAUUUGACUGUAGAAGGUUUCUGGCUCACUCUUUGUAAGAAUUCUAAUAAACUAACAGGGGAAUGUUCUUGAAGCCAUGAAUUUGCUUGCACUGGUGUAUCAAAUAUUUAACGUUCUUGUUUGUUUAGUCAUGUUAAAGAAUAGUAAUGGGA